Molecule: messenger RNA, 342 nt
Organism: Microthlaspi erraticum
Lineage: Eukaryota; Viridiplantae; Streptophyta; Magnoliopsida; Brassicales; Brassicaceae
Source: the annotation of a GenBank genome assembly
AUGGAGACUGAUUUCUCAAGAGUCACUCUCCGGCCGUUCGAUCUGAUGGACGCUCGCGAUUUCUUGAGAUGGGCCGGUGAUGAUCGAGUGACCGGAAAUCUCCGUUGGCCGACUUUUACAACGGAAGAGGAAGCUUUGGCCUUCAUUCGAGACGCAUGUCUGCCUCAUCCAUGGCGGCGAUCCAUCUGCAUCGAUGACCGUUCGACUGGAUUCAUCUCAAUCUUCCCUGAGACCGGCGAUGAUAGCAAGAACCGAAUCAAACCGAGUCAAGUAGCGUUGAGCGUUCUAUGCAAUGUGAAGCCUCGUUCAAUUGGCAAAUGUACAAACCGAAUUAUUUUCUGA